This is a messenger RNA of Oncorhynchus gorbuscha (pink salmon), 4210 nucleotides long. RefSeq names its product eukaryotic translation initiation factor 3 subunit A-like. Gene Ontology annotation, biological process: formation of cytoplasmic translation initiation complex; translation reinitiation. Gene Ontology annotation, cellular component: eukaryotic translation initiation factor 3 complex, eIF3e; multi-eIF complex; eukaryotic translation initiation factor 3 complex, eIF3m. The transcript is spliced from 23 exons. The record is from RefSeq and is a predicted model, not a curated record. Gene Ontology annotation, molecular function: mRNA binding; translation initiation factor activity. Lineage: Eukaryota; Metazoa; Chordata; Actinopteri; Salmoniformes; Salmonidae. The coding region runs from base 102 to 3863 and encodes 1253 amino acids.
GCGCUUGUAGAGUGGGUGAAUGCCUGGCUCGGAUGGACCGGUGAAAUUAGUCAAAUUCACCUAAACCAACCUUCUCUUCAUUCCGCGAGCAAGGUCAUAAAAUGCCGGCAUAUUUCCAACGACCGGAGAAUGCUCUCAAACGAGCAAAUGAGUUCUUGGAGGUUGGCAAAAAGCAGCCAGCUUUGGAUGUCUUGUACGAUGUCAUCAAGAGCAAAAAGCAUCGAACAUGGCAGAAGAUCCACGAGCCCAUCAUGGUCAAGUACCUGGAGCUCUGUGUUGACCUGCGCAAGAGCCACCUGGCAAAGGAGGGUCUCUACCAGUACAAGAACAUCUGCCAGCAGGUGAACAUCAAAUCCCUCGAGGAUGUGGUUCGAGCCUACCUGAAGUUGGCCGAGGAGAAGACCGAGACCGCCAAGGGGGAGUCACAGCAGAUGGUCCUGGACAUUGAGGACCUUGACAACAUCCAGACUCCUGAGAGUGUACUUCUGAGUGCUGUGAGUGGUGAAGACACCCAGGAUCGUACAGACCGUCUGCUGCUCACUCCUUGGGUGAAAUUUCUGUGGGAAUCCUACCGCCAAUGCCUGGACCUGCUGCGUAACAACUCCAAGGUGGAGCGCCUAUACCAUGACAUUGCCCAACAAGCUUUCAAGUUCUGCCUUCAGUACACCCGUAAGGCAGAGUUCCGGAAGCUGUGCGACAAUCUACGCAUGCAUCUGGGUCAGAUCCAGCGCCACCACAACCAGAGUACGGCCAUCAACCUGAACAACCCUGAGAGCCAGUCUAUGCACCUGGAGACACGCCUGGUGCAGCUGGACAGUGCCAUCGCCAUGGAGCUCUGGCAGGAAGCUUUCAAGGCUGUGGAAGACAUCCAUGGUCUAUUUGCCCUUUCCAAGAAGCCUCCCAAGCCUCAACUUAUGGCCAACUACUACAACAAGGUGUCCACUGUGUUUUGGAAGUCUGGGAACGCCCUGUUCCACGCCUGCACCCUCCACCGCCUCUACCACCUCUCCAGGGAGAUGCGCAAGAACCUCACCCAGGAGGAGAUGCAGAGGAUGUCCACAAGGGUCCUCCUUGCCACCCUGUCCAUUCCAAUCACCCCGGAGCGCACAGACAUCGCCCGCCUGUUGGACAUGGAUGGUAUCAUCGUGGAGAAACACCGAAGGCUGGCCACACUACUGGGCCUGCAGUCCCCACCGACCCGCCAGAGCCUCAUCAAUGACAUGGUGAGGUUCAAUUUGCUGCAGUACAUUGUACCUGAGGUGAAGGAGCUGUACAAUUGGUUGGAGAUGGAAUUCCACCCACUGAAGCUGAGUGGAAGAGUAGCAAAGGUGUUGAACUGGGUGAGAGACCAGUCGGAGAAAGAGGCGGACCUCCAGCAGUACGUUCCCCACCUGCAGAGUAACACCAUCCUCCGGCUGCUGCAGCAGGUGGCGCAAAUUUAUCAGAGCAUUGAGUUCAGCCGUCUGGCCUCCCUGGUUCCAUUUGUGGAUGCCUUCCAGUUGGAGCGCUCCAUUGUGGAUGCUGCCCGACACUGCGAUCUGCAGGUUCGAAUUGACCACACCACUCGAAACCUGAGCUUUGGUUCAGACCUGAACUACUCAACCAAAGAAGACUCUCCUGUGGGGCCGUUCCUGCAGAACAUGCCCUCGGCGCAGAUCCGGAACCAGCUGACAGCCAUGUCGUCCUCCUUGGCCAAGGCGAUCCAGGUCAUAAAGCCUGCAUCCAUGCUGCAAGAGCGUGAGGAGCAAAGCCAUCUGGCCAUCACUGCCUACCUGAAGAAUGGCCGCAAGGAGCACCAGCGCAUCCUGGCCCGCCGGCAGACCAUCGAGGAGCGCAAAGAGCGCCUAGAGAACCUCAACAUCCAGCGGGAGAAGGAGGAGCUGGAACAACGCGAGGCGGAACUGCAGAAGGUGCGCAAAGCGGAAGAGGAGCGCCUGCGCCAGGAGGCCAAGGAACGCGAGAAGGAGCGCAUCAUGCAGGAGCACGAGCAGAUCAAGAAGAAGACGGUGCGCGAGCGGCUGGAGCAGAUCAAGAAGACAGAGCUGGGAGCCAAGGCAUUCAAAUACUUCGAUAUAGAGAACCUUGAGGACCUGGACCCUGACUUCAUCAUGUCCAAGCAGGUAGAGCAGCUGGAGAAGGAGAAGCGAGAACUUCAAGACCGCCUGAAGAACCAGGAGAAAAAGAUUGACUACUUUGAGCGUGCCAAACGUCUGGAGGAGAUCCCGUUGAUCAAGAAGGCCUAUGAGGAGCAGCGUGUCAAAGACAUGGAGUUAUGGGAGCUCCAAGAGGAGGAGAGGAUCAGCAACAUGAAGGUGGAGCGUGAGAAGGCCUUGGAGCACAAACAGAGGAUGUCCAGAAUGAUGCAGGACAAGGAGAACUUUGUGGGCAAAAUAACCGACGCUCGCAGCUUCAUCUAUGAGGAAAAACUGAAACAGUUCCAGGAGCGCCUGGUGGAGGAGAGGACGAAGCGUCGAGAGGAGAGGAAGAUCCACCGCAAGGAGGACCGUCGCAACACCUUCUACCGCAAUAAGGAGGAGGAGGCCCAGCGCAUCCACGAGGAGCAGCUCAAGAAAGAGCGCGAGGAGCGUGAGCGCAUCGAGCAGGAGGCGCGCGAGGCAGAGGAGGCGGUGUACCAGGAGCGCCUUGCCAAACUGGAGGAGCAGGAGAGGAAGCAGCGCGCCCGGCAGCAGGAGAUUGAGGAGCGUGAGCGACGCAGGGAGGAGGAGAUGAGGGCCCCUGCAAGGUCCGAGGAGAAACCCAGAGGAGAAGCCAAGGACUGGGGCGCUGAGAAGGAGGAGGGAGGAGGAGGAUGGAGGAGGCGCACCGAGGUUGAAUCAGAGAGGCGUCGCCCUGUGCCUGAUAAUGUCACCGUACAGGCUAAGGACUGGAGAGCCGAGGGCCGCGAGGAUGUUGGCGAGGACAGAGACAGAGAGCCACCCUUCAGGAGAGGAGGAGAUGGCCCUCGCCGUGGCGGAGACGAUGACCGUGGACCCCCACGCAGGGGCUUCGGGGAUGACGACCGCCCCCUGCGCAGAGGCAUGGAUGAGGACCGUCCACCAAGGAGAACCUUUGGGGAUGAUGACCGUGGUCCCAGAAGGGGAGGGGACGAGGACCGCGGUCCCCGCAGAGGCUUCGAUGAUGGCCCCCGCAGAGGCAUGGAUGAGUCCAGGGGCCCCAGACGCGGGGCUGAUGAUGACACCUGGGGCCCCAGGAGAGGAGGAGAUGACGAGAGGGGAGGGCCCCGUGACGACAAGCCAUGGAAGCCUGCUGUCCGGCCCGUUGCUCUGGUGUCUGCUUCAGGUGGUGGCUGGCGUGAGAGGGAAAAGGCCCGCGAGGAGAGCUGGGGUCCACCCCGCGAAGGUGGUGGCCGCAAGGAAGACGAAGAGGGCGAGAGGGAGGAGAGAGAGGAAAAACAGGAGAGCGAACGCUUCCCAGAGCGCCGCCCACCCAGGUCAGACACACAGGAGGAGGGUAGUGGAGGUGGUGGUGCCUGGAGAAGGCCAGGUGCUGAUGAGGCGCCAAAGAAAAGCUGGAGAGACUCUGUUCGUCAGGAAGAGCCUGCCCGCGAGGACCGCCCUCCUAUCCGUCGAGAGCGACCUGAUCGCAGAGAUGACCGUGACCGCCCCCCACCCAGCAGAGAGCCUGAAGAAGGAGGCAGCUCCUGGCGCCGUGCAGGUGACGACAAGCGUGAGGAGCGUAAAGAGGAACGUCCGAUUCCUCCCAGACCCAGAGAGGGCGAGCGUGAAGAGGACGGAGAGAAGAGCUCCUGGCGCUCCGAGAAAGACAAAGAGAACGCUGGUCGCCCUAAGAAGACCACCGACGAGACCGACGAUGACGGCUGGACCACUGUGGCCCGCCGCUGAGUCCACCCUUUCUCAAAGCAUCUGCUUCAAAAUGGCCCCGCAAUGGCUAAUGUACCCCUUAUUGUCGCUUGCCUCCUCGUGGUUUAACCUUUUCAUAAGCUGAUGAAAACUUUGGCAUAGCAAAGCUGUUUUAUUGUUAAAUCAAAUGUGUCAUCUCAUCAACAACUAUCUCUAUUGCCAUUGAAUAUGUAUUUUGUUAAAGUUGCUUCUUAACCUAAAAAGUAGUUGAUUCCCAUUUUGAUGUGCAUUUUUAAGAGUAUCUACACUGAGCGAAAAUAUAAACGCAACAUGUAGUGUUGGUCCCAUGUUUCAUGAGCUGAAAUAAAAAAUCCCACACAUUUUCCAUA